UGGUCCCUCUAGAGACGCCGUCCGGCUGGGCGCCGCGCCGGCGUCACGUGACCGCGGCCUCGGAGCGGAAGGACGCGCAGCACCGCGGGGGUCUCGCGCCGCGGUGGGCCGCCGGCGGGAUGGAAGCCACCCUGGAGCAGCACCUGGAGGACACAAUGAAGAAUCCAUCCAUUGUUGGAGUCUUGUGCACAGAUUCACAAGGACUUAAUCUUGGCUGCCGGGGUACUCUGUCAGAUGAACAUGCUGGAGUGAUAUCUGUUCUUGCCCAGCAAGCAGCUAAGCUAACCUCUGACCCCACUGAUAUUCCUGUGGUAUGUCUAGAAUCAGAUAAUGGGAACAUUAUGAUCCAGAAACAUGAUGGCAUAACAGUGGCAGUGCACAAAAUGGCCUCUUGACAUCUCAUGUCAGUUUUAUAGAAGCCUGUCAUACGGAUUCAACCUACCAAUGCUAAUUAAAACUUGUAAAACUAUUGAAUUAUGCUUGUAACACUAUUGAAUGCUUAGCACUUACUGUACAUUGGGCACUUUUCUAUUUAUAUAAGUGCUUUUAAACUAGCCUCUCAAGAUGUGAAUAAGCAUUUUUCAUACUCAAGUCUAGUGCUGUACCACUUGAGCCACAGCUUCACUUCCGGCUUCUUGAUGAUAGUUGAUUGAAAAUAAGAAUCUCGUGGACUUUCCUGCUCAGGCUGGUUUCAGACUACAAUCCUCAGAUCAUGGCCUCCUGAGUAGCUAGGAGUAAUGAGCCACUAGAAUGCCACUAGAAGAGCCACAGGAAUGAGCCACUAGUUACCUAGCUAAGAAAGGAUCACAUUUUGAAGCAUGUUUCUUUGUAUCCAAAGAUAAUAUGGAUACAGUGAGGAAUAGGGAUUUUCAGCAGGAGGAAAUGGCUAUGACAGGACAAAACAAAAUGGGUAUUUAUGUAAUAGCAAGUGAUCUAGUUUGAUUGGGUGGGCAAGAAGUGAAUGGAGUCCAGGUCACCUUUAUCUAUAGAAUUUUCUAUAUACAAUAAAUAGUUUGGAAGAAAUCUUG
Molecule: messenger RNA, 1028 nt
Organism: Perognathus longimembris pacificus (Pacific pocket mouse)
Lineage: Eukaryota; Metazoa; Chordata; Mammalia; Rodentia; Heteromyidae
Gene: Lamtor5
Product: late endosomal/lysosomal adaptor, MAPK and MTOR activator 5
Exons: 4
Coding region: 120-395 (91 amino acids)
Biological process (GO): cellular response to amino acid stimulus; positive regulation of TORC1 signaling
Cellular component (GO): cytoplasm; lysosome; Ragulator complex
Molecular function (GO): guanyl-nucleotide exchange factor activity
Source: RefSeq, a predicted model, not a curated record